UACGUGUGAAAUCUGUGAAUGAUCACAGAGGUCACAUGGUACAAGGCUAGUCACAACAGCCUUGUACUAUGUGACAAGGUGUGACCAAUCACAGCUCACUCAGUAUUUCUCAAUUGCAAGAAUGCAGACAGAGAGAAAGAGAAAUGAUUGCUUUUACAUCCUCAUGUGACCUCUGUGAUCAUUCAGAGAUUUCACACGUAGUAAGCAAUGAUGUCACAAGUGACAUCUUGCUAACUACUUUGCAUGUGAUCACUGAUUGGCCAAUCAGUGAUCACAUGAUCAGGACCUCGUCCAGGGAGCGCGCACAAGCAGGGUGCGGGGAGGCCGUUUAUAAACGGCCACCCGACCCUGCACUGCCACCGUCUGGCCGUUUAUAUGCAACGGCCAGUCUGGAAGUGGUU
This is a messenger RNA of Staurois parvus, 401 nucleotides long. The record is from the annotation of a GenBank genome assembly. Lineage: Eukaryota; Metazoa; Chordata; Amphibia; Anura; Ranidae.